Schizosaccharomyces osmophilus is the source of this 1848-nucleotide messenger RNA. It is a transcript of the gene str3, whose product is annotated as plasma membrane heme transmembrane transporter Str3. Gene Ontology annotation, biological process: transmembrane transport. The transcript is spliced from 2 exons. NCBI's taxonomy places the organism in Eukaryota, Fungi, Ascomycota, Schizosaccharomycetes, Schizosaccharomycetales, Schizosaccharomycetaceae. The coding region runs from base 1 to 1848 and encodes 615 amino acids. Gene Ontology annotation, molecular function: transmembrane transporter activity. The record is from RefSeq and is a predicted model, not a curated record.
AUGAAUAAAAUACAUUCAGAAGAAGCUAUUAAGAUGGAGAGUUCUAUCAAAAAUGAAAAAGAACAGGAGACAGUGAUUGAGAAAUCUUCGGAUGGGUUUGCAACUUUUUAUGGUGAAGGUCCUAAAGAUGGCAAGGAAACUUAUUUUGAAAAUCGUGGUGUAACCAAAAUUGAAGAAUCUAGACUAUUUAUAAAUCGUAAUAGAAAAGGAAAGUUUCUGGCUUAUGCUUUUGGCUUCUCAAUCUUGGUAUGCGCGUGGGCUUAUGCGAUUCAGGAAUCGACUACGUACAGCUAUCAGGUAUAUGCAACUUCCUCUUUUAAUCGACAGUCUUUAUUGUCUACUCUUGAGAUUGCAACAUCCAUUAUUUCUGCAGUCUGCAGACCAAUUUUGGCCAAAAUUUCUGAUGUUACGUCUCGACCCGUGACCUAUGCUAUCGUUUUGAUUCUAUAUGUGAUAGGAUUUAGUGUUGUUGCUGCCAGCUCAACGAUCUCUGCUUAUGUUAUUGGUGCUGUGUUCAUUGCCGUAGGUGGUUCAGGAUUGGACUUCUUAAACAGUGUAAUCAUUGGCGAUUUAACCCCUCUGAAAUGGAGAGGAUUUGCAAAUGGAAUUUUAUCUACUCCCUUCAUCUUUACUGUAUGGUUUUCCGGACUCAUUGUUCAAGGUAUUUUGGACCGUAAUUGGAGAUGGGGCUACGGGAUGUUUGCUAUCAUUAUGCCAUUUGUCCUUGUUCCAGGAAUUAUUAUUCUUAUUUACCUAGAAAAAUCUGCCGACUCCCAACGCUCUGCUGAGCCUGCCAACGAAGGUCAGUCUCCUGAAUAUUCAAAGCAAUCUUCAAAACUUAGAGAUAUUUACCAGGCAACUCUUGAAGUAGACGCCUUCGGUUUGAUUCUUCUUGGUUUUGGUUGGUCUUUAUUACUUCUACCAUUUUCAUUAACUAGCUAUGCAGAACAUGGGUGGAGAAAUCCAAGUAUGAUUGCAAUGAUGGUCGUUGGUGGAAUCAACUUACUUCUUUAUGGCUUAUACGAGAUGUUUUUGGCUCCUUAUCCCUCGUGCCCUCGUCGCAUUAUGUUCAAUAAAACAUUCAUGAUGGCAAUUAUUAUCGAUUUCUUUUACUACUUUGCUGGCUACAUCCAAUCCUUAUACCAAACAUCUUACACGUGGAUAAUCAAAGAUUGGUCAUAUAGAAACUGGUCUUACUUUUCCAACAUAACUACAGUUGCAUUAUGCUUUUUCGGUUUAAUUGCUGGCUUCAUUCAAAGAAUAACACACCGUUAUAAGUAUUUACAGGUAAUCGGGCUAGCUAUCAAAAUUGUCGGCUAUGGAAUUCUAUUAAAACCUGGGGUUGGAACCACCAAUACCGUGAGCUUGGCGUUCUCAGAAACAUUAAUUGGUAUGGGCGGGUCUUUCAGUGUUGUUGGAUCUAGUGUUGCUGCACAAGCUUGUGUUCCCCAUCAAGACCUAGCUACCGUCACUUCCAUGCUUUCUUUAUGGACAAAAAUUGGUGGUGCGAUUGGAUCUGCUAUUGCUGCCCCUAUUUACUCCAGCAAGGUGAAAAAAUAUUUAUAUGAAUACAUGCCUUCCAACGUUACUCAGGCUAAUAUCACAUCGUUUUACAGCGACACGAAUCUCAUACGCAACUAUCCCAUGCAGACUAAUAUUCGUCAAGCUGCUGUGAAAGCUUACUCUAAGUCUAUGUUUUACUUAUAUGCUCCGAGCUUAGGAUUGUCAUUUAUUCCUUUCAUCGCAGCGUUUUUUCAAACCAAUUACUUCCUUGGUGACCAGCAAAAUGCUUAUGAUCAAGAAAAGCCGAGAAAAAAGGACCAGACGGAUGAGCAGACGCAGAUUUAA